GAUCCAUUUCACUCUGCCCAGCCCAGCAGCCGCUGCUUCACUACACUAGCCAGCGUCUUAUCUUUUGGCAACUCAACUCGCUUGAGCGAAAUGGCCCUGGCUGGCAGGCUACUCGUCCUCGUCCUCAUCGCCGUCGCUCUUCUCGCCGUCUCCAUCGCCGAGCACAAGGUGUCUGCCUCAGGGACCGAAGAGCAUGAGGAUAAUGUGUACCGGGUGAGCAAGGGAGGACAGGGCAGUCUCAAGAUAUACCAGUGCAAGCCGGUGUGCGAGUACCGGUGCAGCGACACCAAGUACAGGAAGCCGUGCCUCUUCUUCUGCAACAAGUGCUGCAACACCUGCCUGUGCGUGCCGUCGGGCUUCUACGGCCACAAGUACGAGUGCCCCUGCUACAACAACUGGAAGACCAAGGAGGGACGCCCCAAGUGCCCUUAGUUGCAAAAAAGGAUUCUGCCUCGCCGUUGAAGCCAUUGCUAGAUCGGCCAAGCCAGAGCCGGAUAGUUACAUGUACUCACUAUAUAAACUAAUAUAAAAGCAUUUAGAUCAUUAAAAUAGUGAUCCAAACGUUCUUAUAUUAGUUUAUGGAGGGAGUAACAGGUUUCAGGCUGCUUCGGGCGACACUGGUGUGAAAGAAGUGAACUCAGAAUACUCGAUCAAUCUGGGUUGUUGUUGUGGAAUGUGUCCGCCUGUUUUCUGCGAUUCCAGGCAGCUGACGCGGUUGUAUCUGAAAAUUGUUCGUCAGAUAAUUGGAUAAUGGUCAUCAACUAUUUUUCAAAUACGAAAA
Hordeum vulgare subsp. vulgare (domesticated barley) is the source of this 781-nucleotide messenger RNA. RefSeq names its product gibberellin-regulated protein 12-like. The coding region runs from base 91 to 432 and encodes 113 amino acids. Lineage: Eukaryota; Viridiplantae; Streptophyta; Magnoliopsida; Poales; Poaceae. The transcript is spliced from 4 exons. The record is from RefSeq and is a predicted model, not a curated record.